CACCACUCAUCAUGGCCACCUCCUUCACUGUGCUUCUCGUCUUCCUCCUCCAAAUCGCCGCCGUCUCAGCCACAGAUCACAUCGUCGGCGCCAACAAAGGAUGGAACGCCGGCAUCAACUACACUGUCUGGGCCAACAACCAAACCUUCUACGUCAAUGACUUUAUCUCCUUCAGGUACACAAAGAUGCAGCACAAUGUGUUUGAAGUGAAUCAGAGCGGGUACGACAACUGCACCACCGAAGGCGCGGUGGGGAACUGGAGCAGUGGAAAAGACUUCAUUCUACUUGAUAAGCCUAAGAGGUAUUACUUCAUUUGUGGGCUUGGUCAGUGCUUUAAUGGCAUGAAAGUUUCGGUUCUUGUCCACCCCGUUGCCCCUCCGCCUGCUACAUCCACUGUCCCUGCGAACCACUCCAAAACCAACUCUGCCGCCUCCCCACUGGCCCAUUCUGUUCCAGCUGCGGUUCUGCUUCGGGUUGUGCUGGGUUUCAUUGUGUUCAGCCUAGUUUGAGUAUGUACUGAUUCAAAGUUUUUGCUAUUCCACUAUUUUAUCGAAUUUAUAUGUAACUGAGGGAGUGUAGUUUUUAGCUACUUACCAUAUACCGGGCGAAUUGCAGUUUUAACAUUGUAGAAGUAACAUUGAAUUGUAUGUUCUUAUCUUGGGGAAUGGGAAUGUGAGUGAUUGACUAAGGUUAUCUAGAUGCAUAUUGGGAAUCAUUUAUACUUCCUCCGUCUCUUUUUAAUUGCAACAGUCAACAUUUCACGUUUGCCAAA
Molecule: messenger RNA, 772 nt
Organism: Cuscuta europaea
Lineage: Eukaryota; Viridiplantae; Streptophyta; Magnoliopsida; Solanales; Convolvulaceae
Source: the annotation of a GenBank genome assembly